Molecule: messenger RNA, 347 nt
Organism: Adineta ricciae
Lineage: Eukaryota; Metazoa; Rotifera; Eurotatoria; Adinetida; Adinetidae
Source: the annotation of a GenBank genome assembly
AUGGCGGGAAAAGUUUUUGCUUUAUUAGAUGAAAUGAAAAUUAAGCCUGACAGUUUUACUCUCGCUAUUUUGUUUAAGGCAUGCGCCGAACUUGCCACUGAUCGAGCGAUUAAAAUUGGGCGAAAACUUCUUGAUGAAAUGCCUGAAAAUUACCGAAAUAAUGUUGUUGUAUUAAAUUCAGCAAUGCAUAUGUUAAUGAAAUUUGGUGAUAUUCAAAGUGCUGAACGUAUUUUUAGAUCAAACAAAAAAAAAGAUAUUAUUACUUAUAAUGCUAUAAUCAAAAGAUAUGUUGGAAACGAAAUGUUCGAAAGAGCAUUGGGUUUAUUCGAACAAAUCCAUCUAAACUU